This is a messenger RNA of Lachancea mirantina, 2511 nucleotides long. NCBI's taxonomy places the organism in Eukaryota, Fungi, Ascomycota, Saccharomycetes, Saccharomycetales, Saccharomycetaceae. The record is from the annotation of a GenBank genome assembly.
AUGGAAGGUUCGAAUGAUGCUAUUACAGACAUAAGGGACGCUGAAAUACCCAGGAGUGAGAACUCAACGUCUAUGCGGGAGGUUAAUGGAGCUUUCUCGCCGAAAUCAGCUGUCGCUCGUGAUAGUGAAGACCUUAAGAGCGUUACCCAAGUUUCAGACAACGGGGACGCUCCUAAUAUGAACAGAGAGGCCCUUGAACUCGAACCCGAUCUCAAAAUGACUUUACCGGAAACUUUAGAUCACGAAGACUUCUCGAAAUUGCUUGAAUUGCAUUCAGGAGAUGACCAGGACUUAUUUUCACCCACGGACCUGCUGGAGCAUGGAAUGAGUGCCGAGGAUGCUAGCAUCCUCGACAGGGCUGCCCACGAAAAUGAUGUCGCAAGCGUUUCGUCUUCCAAAGCGACCGACGAAAAUACGCCUCAGCCGCGACCGCCUAGUGCCAUUAGUACGAACGACGUGGACCAUCCACCUUUAAUUGACGCGGUUUUGGCUGAAACUCGUUUGCCAGACAAUGACGUUGUUCAAUCUUUGGACAAGAACGAAGAUUUAAUGAAGAUCGUGAGAGGAGCUAGUGCUGAUAUUUCUGCAAAUGAAACGAAAAGAGAUCAAAACACGUCUAGGGGUUCUUUGCAGGAGGCAGGAUCAAUGCCGAACGACAAUCACAUUCCAGCAAACGGUGAGGCCGAGAAAAUCAACCUUGAAGCUUCAGCGCAAAUGCCAACUACACAACUCCACGCCUUCACAGCAAGCGAUGACGAACAAUCAAAAAUCUCGGCGUAUGCAAGGUUAGAUUUCCAAAGCUUCACGUUUUAUGUUCAGACGUUACAGGUCAUAAUAGGACGACGUUCUGAGAACGAGAUCAGUCAUAAAGUUGAUGUUAACCUUGGACCCUCGAAAUCAAUUUCUAGAAGACAUGCACAAAUUUUUUACAACUUCGGUACCGGGAGAUUCGAGCUCUCAAUUAUGGGCAAGAAUGGUGCCUUUGUCGAUGACAAUUUUGUCGAAAGGGGAAUUACAGUACCUCUACAAAAUAAGACCAAAGUUCAAAUUGGCCAAAUUCCUUUCCAAUUCGUAUUACCCGAUUCAGAAGUUAAGGAGAGACAACCGGGUGACCCGCCUGCUGAAAUUUCAGUUAAUAAGGGUCCGGUAAAAAAAGUCGAAAGUCCUGAAAGGCUGAGCGUCGAUGCGUCUCCGUCUGUCCCAGCCGAGGUUCCCAAGAUUUCAAAGGAAAAUCAGGUUAACGUAGAAGCUCAGAAACAGUUGGUGAAAAAGAAGGAUAAAAAGGCACCUAGAGUACCCAAGGCUCCCAAAAAGGUUUACACAUUGGAGGAAAUUCCUUUCGAGUUUCGCGAAAAACCGGCGUGCUCGUAUUCUAAUCUCAUUACAACUUGCCUGAGAAAGUUUUCCACCGCAAAGGGCAUGUCCUUGUCUGAAAUUUAUGCAGGCAUCAGAGAGCUGUUUCCUUAUUACAAGUAUUGUCCUGAUGGCUGGCAAAGUUCUGUGAGGCACAAUUUAUCCUUGAACAAGUCUUUCAGAAAAGUUUCCAAAGAAGGCAAGGGCUGGCUUUGGGGCUUGGAUGAGGAAUAUAUUGCAGAAAGGGAAAGGCAGAAAAAAAGGCAGGCAGAAGCUGCUGCAGCGAAGGCUAAAGCGGCUCAAAUUAAAUCCGAGCAGCAACAAUUACUCAGGGCAAAAAAGGCAGCAGCGAGUGCAAAUGUCGGUACCUCUGGAAGAAGCUCCGUAAACAUCCCUAUUGUGAAAGCGACAACCAAGCAACCGAACAUCUCACAGACAUUGGCAGCCAAUAGAGCCGAUACGAAGUUGAAUUCUGAUGCAAACCAGAGAACGAUGAAGCAUUUACAAGAACAAUUGAUGAUUCUGACGAAGGACAGAAAGGGAUUGGACAAGCAAAUCAUGGCCAACAUUUUGACACAAGCUUUGGCGAUGACAAUCAACCAAGUCACUCAGGCCGCGAAAUCAAAAGGUAUCACAGGGAACCCUUUAACCGCUUUGAUUGAUAGGAAUCCUCAGCAUUUGAAUCUCAUUCUGGCUGCGGCUGUUAAUGCGGCCACAGUGAAGGUAACAAAUGGAAAGAUCAAGCAACUGGUUUCUAUGCCCCCACCAAAUGCUAAUAAACCAAAUGUCACCGAAACACCAAAAUCGCUUUUAAACCCUCCACAAGCAGUUAGGAGCUCCGUGGGAUCUGGAACUUCGUCAUCGGCACCAAAUGUCAAGUCAAGCGACUCUUUUGAUCCCAGUUCAUUAUCGAAAUUUUUCCAGCCCAAACAGCCUCCUAAACAGACGCCACCUCCAGCACCACGAAGCGUACUACCUAAGAAACGCACGUCCUCUGAGAGUGAAUCAAGUUCUGAAGACAAUUCUAGUGAUAAUGGAAGCGGCAGUGAUGGAAGUGAUGACAGUGACGGAAGUGGGGACUCAAACAGCGAGGAUGAGGAAAGCGGAAGCGACAAUGAGGACACUUCAAGCAACGAGGAAACCAGCGAUGAAAAUUAG